Drosophila novamexicana is the source of this 2967-nucleotide messenger RNA. RefSeq names its product fatty acyl-CoA reductase wat (gene FarO). Lineage: Eukaryota; Metazoa; Arthropoda; Insecta; Diptera; Drosophilidae. Gene Ontology annotation, molecular function: alcohol-forming very long-chain fatty acyl-CoA reductase (NADP+) activity. The coding region runs from base 35 to 1531 and encodes 498 amino acids. The record is from RefSeq and is a predicted model, not a curated record. Gene Ontology annotation, biological process: long-chain fatty-acyl-CoA metabolic process. The transcript is spliced from 7 exons. Gene Ontology annotation, cellular component: peroxisome.
CAGCAACUGGAACUGGGCCUGGAAUCGCCUGGCAAUGACACAAACACUGGCCGAGUUCUUUGAGGACAGCGAAAUCUUUGUCACCGGCGGCUCGGGCGUGGUCGGCAAGGCGCUAAUCGAGAAGCUCCUGCGCUCCUGCAAUGUGAAACGGAUAUAUUUGCUGCUGCGUCCGCGACACCAGCUCAAUGCCGAGCAGCGGCUGGCCAAGCUGCGCAACGCCAAGGUGUUUCAGGUGCUGCGCUUGCAGAAGCCGCAGGAGCUGGACAAACUGUACGCCAUACCGGGCGACGUCUCGGAGCCCGGUCUGGGCAUUGAUGACCAGCACCGGCAGCUGCUCGAAAAUGUUUCGCUGCUGUUCCACUGCGCCGCCACGGUGCGCUUCGAUGAGCCGCUGCGCGUUGCCCUCCAGCUGAAUGUGGGCGGCACUCUGGAGGCAUUGAGAUUCGCCGAGCAUCUGCAACAGCUGCGCAUCUUUGUGCACGUCUCCACCUUCUUUAGCAAUCCCUAUUUGCAGCGUGUGGAUCCCAAGUGCUAUUCCUCGCCCAUGGACUGGCGCAUGUGUCUGCGGAUGCUGCACGAGAUCAAGGACGAUAACAUCCUGGACACGCUCACCCGCAAACUAAUUGUGGGCUUUCCCAACACGUACACCUUUACGAAGAACCUGGCCGAGUCUCUGAUCAACGACUAUCGCACGCGCCUGCCGGUUAUCGUCUAUCGGCCCUCGAUAGUGCUCUUUGCAGUAAGCGACCCGCUGCCCGGCUACGCGCCCUCGCUGAUGGGCGCCAUGGGCCUCUUCUCGCUGGUGGGCGCCGGCCUGCUGAAGACCGUCUAUAUAGGGCGCGAUGUACACCUGGAUAUAACACCGCAGGAUAUGGGCAUAAAGGGCAUGAUCUAUUAUACCAAGUGCGGCUACGAUGCCUACCGUCAGGGAACGCCCAAGGAGCUGCUGGUGUACCAAACCUCGUCGCGCAACCACAUACCCUUCACGUUCCGGAGAAUGGCCACGCACAUGGACACAAUGAAUCUGUGGUACAGUGGCGCCUUCCUCAAGAAUCUCUGGGUGCCGGGCUGUCACUAUACGGACAAUCGUUUCGUCUACAAGUUUCUUGUCUUCACCAAGCAGGUGCUGCCCGCCCUAUUCGUGGAUCUGCUGCUGCGCCUCUGCGGUCGCCCCCCGGCCAUAAUGCCCAUCAUGCGUAAGCUCUACCACACGCUCGAGGUGAUGAAGCCCUUCAUGUUCAACAACUAUGACAGUCCCGGCGCCACAGAUCUUAAGCGCAUGCUGGAGCAGAACAGAAACACCGAAUUCGAUCUGUUCGAAGAAUACGAAUACGCACACCGUACGGAUCGCCUGACCUCCGCCUGCAGCAAUAUGAUCCAGAGCAUACGGCACGAUCUGCUCAACGAGGAUCCCAGCACGUUGCCGCGGGCCAAGCUACUAAUAAACAUCAAGAAAGCCAUCUACCAUGUGACAUGCUUGUUUGUGCUCUAUAAGCUGCUGAGCUGGCUCUGGUACCACUUUCUGGCCUAGUUCGUCUGGACGAUGUUCGGACUCGCCCUCAACCAAGUUAGAUUAAAAUAUUUUUGUUUUUUUGUUUUUUUUUUUUUUCUUAGACUAGAGCAUUAUAUAUUCCUGGAAACUGACUACUUGGCAUUUAAUUGUUAUGGCUCGACUAAGUAGAGUUUAGCUCAAGCCAAACACAAAAUGCAGUUGGAUGGAUCUGGCGUUGCCAGAUGUUUACUACAAAUUGGUACGUUUUCUUUUUUGUUGCACAAAAUAUGCGGCCACACUUGGUUUUUUUGUUUGUUUUUAUGGCUAAUCAUCGGAGUCGGAGACGUCUUCGACAUCUUGUUGGCCGCAAUUGUAGAUGGCCAAAAUGCUCUCCAGCAGAUCAUCCCAGACCUCAUCGGCCAUGGCAUUGCCAUCCAUGCCAAGUCCCAGAGCUAGAUGCGUGCGAUAAGGGCUUUCAAGUUUUGUUUCCAACAAUAGUUGAAUUAAAUUGAGCAAUUUGAUACCUUCAAUGUAUUCCAAUUCCUGUAAAGCGGUCUUUAUUUUAAACUCUGCUAUUUGAUCCUUCAAGUUUGUCAUUUCCGAAAACUCCAAGCCCUAUUUCUACUUCGGCAGCUGCUUAGCGCGCCAGCUGACAGCCUGUCAAAUGCAAUUCACAUUAUGUGACCAGGUUUGAAUAUUUCGAAAAUUCGGAAUGCUUUUGUUUUUCUGGUAUUUAAAUGCAGCUUAAAAGUUGCGGAUGAGUCUAGCAUGUAACAUAUAAACAACUCUUAAGUUUAAAGAAUGUCGAAGGUUCAUUGAUUAUAUUCCAAAUCAAUUUUUAGCUGUUCAUUUAAAUCUGUCUUGAAAUUGGAAAUCCUAAAGCCAACAGCUUGUAAAACAUCUGAAAGCUUUAAAGUUAUAUAUAAGCUAUUAUAUUACGCACUCUAGAGUUUUGUAGGUUUGUUAAUAUCUAGGACCCAUUCGAAAAGUGUAAAAACUUGAAACCUUUUUUAUGAUAGAGCUCUAUAUAUAUAUAUAUAUAUAUAUAUGCCUGAUAAAUACUAGAUAUAAUUGGCUCUUCAGUUGCAAAAGCUAAGUCGGUAUAUUUGGGAUAUACUAAAAAGAAAAUCUAGCGGUAUUUUCAUGUAGCAUAAAACUUGAGUCUUGAGCUGGGCUUGAGCAUAGAUGUAUCUCGGGAAAAUUGUAGAUUGAUUGCGUGUAUUGGAUAAACAAAAGUUUGGCAAAGGGUCAAACCAAGGAUUUUCAGUUGAAAUAGAUGAAAAUGCAGUUUUCAUCUGCCAGAGUCCAGGUUCCAGGAAUAUUUCAACUUCGGUGCACCGAAGUAGCGGGGUUUUUUUUUUUUUUUUUUGUCGCUAGCCCCUAAGUAGCCUUUGGCUAAGCUAAUCAAUUAAAAUGUUUCGUAGCUGUACACAACAAGUUUUCCAUAUAAAAUUCAAGUGUCAAAAAACCAAAAA